Molecule: messenger RNA, 7519 nt
Organism: Podarcis muralis (Common wall lizard)
Lineage: Eukaryota; Metazoa; Chordata; Lepidosauria; Squamata; Lacertidae
Gene: MAP3K14
Product: mitogen-activated protein kinase kinase kinase 14
Biological process (GO): canonical NF-kappaB signal transduction; protein phosphorylation
Molecular function (GO): protein kinase activity; ATP binding
Source: RefSeq, a predicted model, not a curated record
GAAGAUAACGGGCUGCAAGUUAAAGCUGCCGGCUCUCCCUGAAUGUGCCUCGGAGAGAAAGAAAGAGAAAGCAGGAAGAUCUGGGCUGCAGGUUAAUGAAAGGACAGCCAACCAGGGCUCACCUUAACACUCCUGGAAGUCACCCCAGGGUGCCACGGCUCACUGAUUGAAAACCAGUGUAACAGGCUGACGAAGGUGAUUGUAUUGGAAUUAUUAAGGGAACGUUAAGGAGGGAGGGAGGGUGGAAUGUUGGAGGUGAGUGAAGAUUGGAUGAGGCUUUGAAUGUUGCAGGUGAGGCAGUUGAGAGCUGUGGGUUCGGGAAGGGUGGAUCCGAAGCAGGGCUGGGCAACUAAACUAUUCAGCUUAGGAUCAGUAGUACAGUCGCCAUCGUCGCAAUAAAACAGCAUAUAAGAGAAAGUCAGUUUGAGACCAUAUGCUUACAUGUGCAAGUCUCAUACAGUCCUUGCUUGUCAUUUUUAACAGAUUAACUGUCUUACAUUAGUAAUUUUUGUGUGUAUGCUGGGAAAGACUAACAUCCUGCCACUCCCGUUCUGAAUUCGAGUCACACCCGGCGAGAAAACAAUUUAUUGAAAAAGAUCCAGUCCGGAUAUAACGCUCUCAAGCCAUUAUUAUUUUAUUGGUUUUUUUGGGGGGGGACGCAGACCCCUAAACAUUUUGUGAAUAUUUGUACUUUUGUCCAUUUACUGUGUUUAUUUUUCCCGAUUUGAACUAUAAAACGGUGAUUGUCUUGAGUCAAAAGGAGAGUAAACAUUUUUUUAGAAAAACAGCACUUCGUCUUCUUACUACUGUACUGCGUUUUCCCGCAGCCAAAGUAGUUAUAGGAAAUCACGGGCAGCUCCCGGGAACCAAUCAGAAAGAGACAGGAAGAAAGGAGGAAGCGGUAUUGGAGGGCGUUGAAAGGGGAGGGAGGAGGAACACGCCCGCGCGGGUGACGUCACCGCCGGCCUUGUUUGCCGCCUGGGCGUGGCUUACCCCUGAAGCCAUUUUGUCCCACACCCCCUCCCCUGAGAGCGGGGAGGUGGACGGGGGGGAAGGCGCGAGGCAGCGUGGGAGAAAGUAGGCGGGGCUUCGAGGAAAUAGCGGCGUCUGAUUGGGCAGAGGCGGGAUUGCGGGGCGUGGCCGGCUCUGCCCCUCCGCCCUGAGGCGUCCGCUUUUAAGCUUCCUGUCAGUCUGUGCCCGAGGAGGGAAGGAGGCCGGAAGUGCCUGCUGUGGGUCUUUUCUUUUCUCCCCUCAACCCCGCGACAGCCUUCUAGCAAAAGGAGGAGAUGGCCGUAAUGGAAAUAGCUUGCCAAGAUGCUCCAGUUAUCGUUGGGCACCCAAAGGAGCUUCCUACGGAUAAGGGACCGAAGAAGGUGGUGACUGAGAAAAAGAGCAGCGUUUGCAAAGUAGAGGAUCCAGAGAAAAAUGUGUUCCAGGGACCGUGGAAGAUUCUGAGCGACGUGAUUGCCAAAGGAACUGCCAAGGAAGACAGUGGGAAAGGGAGCUUAGCCUCCAUCUCCAUCAUUGCCCAGGCAGAAUGUGAGAUCAGCCAGGAGUUCAGCCCUACGUAUUCUGAGAGGCCUUUUCUUGCUGACACCAAACGAUUCAGCCGGUCUUGUAGCCUCGAUCAGAUCCCCAACAAUGUGGCCUACGCAACUGAGGGCAAAAUCGCCCCAGCCUACAGGAAAGCCAUGCAUCGUGGCAAGUCCCGGAAGAAACGGCGAAAGAAAAGAUCCCAUCUUCUGACACACAAGGAGUCGGCCUCCCCACCUCACAAGCCAAGAACCCCAGAGCAGGAGAGCUGCAUGCCAAUUCCAGUGCAGGAGGAUGACUCGCCCUCGGACACCCUCUUCAGUAGCGCUUCCUGGCUUUCAAAGUCAUGCAAGGAUUUGGGCUGCGAUCUCAGCCCCUUGGAGAAACCCAAACAAGCUCUACCUGCUGGCAAGUUGGACUUGCUGAAGAACCGAGGAAAGCUAGAAUUACACAAGCUGAUCAGCCCUGCUCAGUGCCUGAGCCAUGUCUGGAAGGCCCACACACAAGACAUUUUGACCCCUCAGUCAGAGACUCCACACCCCUUCCCUUAUCGGAAGUUCCCCCUUGAUUUCUGUGGCUACAGCGACCUCUUUCCUCCCUUGAAACUCAACCCUCUGAGGACCCAUCUCUUUGAUGAGCUUUCCUGUGUGGAUGGUGAGCAACGCCUCUCAGGCCUGAGCCUGGAGCGGAGCUUCUCCAAAUGUAGCCACCAGCCUGCAGAAAGCAUCUCAGACAAGCUGUCCAUGGAAGAAUUUCUGGUGGAUGCCUUGAAGGGAAGUGUAAUCCUCGGAGAACCAAGAAACCUAGCUUGUUUAGCCAAGACCUGGAAAGGAGGUGGAUUGAGUCCAAAGGGGAUGGAUGGAAAUGAAGGGGUGCUGCUUAUAGAGAAACUGAAAGCCGUGGAUUAUGAGUAUCGCGAAGGCGUCCACUGGACCAAAUGUCCAGGCUUGCUUGGCACAGGAUCGUUUGGUGAAGUGUACAAAAUGGAGGACAAGCAGACGGGCUUUCAGUGUGCUGCCAAAAAGGUGCGGAUCGAAAACUUCCGUGCAGAGGAGCUGAUGGCGUGCACUGGAGGGGUGCAUGCCAAAGUCCUCCCGUUAUACGGAGCGGUGAAGGAGGGCCUGUGGAUUACUCUCUUCAUGAAGCUAAUGGAAGGUGGGUCCCUUGGCCAGCUCCUGAAGCAACGCGGUUACCUGCCGGAGGACCGAGCUCUGGAUUAUCUAGGCCAAGCGCUGGAAGGCCUGGAGUACCUUCAUGCUCACAGCAUUCUCCACGGAGAUGUGAAAGCUGACAACAUCCUCUUGUCCGGCGACAGAAGCCAUGCUGUCCUCUGCGACUUUGGUCACGCAGCUCACCUUCACCUGGAUGGCAUGGGGAAGCAUUUGAUGACGGGGGACUAUGUUCCUGGCACAGAGACCCACCUGGCCCCCGAGGUGGUGAUGGGGAAGCGCUGCGACUCCAAGGCAGACGUCUGGAGCAGCUGCUGCAUGAUGCUGCAUCUCUUGAACGGAUGCCACCCCUGGACCCAGUACUACAACCACCCUCUGUGCCUCAAGAUAGCCAAAGAGCCACCUCCAUUGAGAGAAAUCCCACCCUCCUGCCACCCAGCCACCGCCCAUCUCAUCAAGGCGGGUCUUGAGAAGGAUCCGACCCAACGGGCCUCUGCAGCGGAGCUAAGGGUGAAAGCCUGUGAGGCCCUUGAAAAGGUGGGAGGCCUGAAGAGCCCCUGGAGAGGAGAAUACAGACAACCCCGAAAUCUACAGUUGGCCCCAGAGCCUAGUCUCCCAGACCCACCGCUGCCAAUCCCGGAGCCUCCUGAAUGCCACACCCUCCCACUUCCCCGCCACGGUCUGGCCGAGAAGGCGCAGUUCAUCCCUCUGAGCACGUGCAAGGAACUAAUGCAGCCGUGCGACUCCCUGCAGCUCUGCUUCCUGCCUCCUCUCAGCGCCAAGAGGGGCAGUUUGACAGACUGGAGAACCACGUCCUUUGAACUUGAGCUUCAGCAGCUGGAGUUUGAGCUGAUUCGAAACAGCCUGUCUCAGCCCUUCUCUCUGGAGGAACAGGAGCAGAUGCUGUUGUGCCUCAGUCUGGACAGUGCUCUCCCGUCAGACGCCAGUGAGAAGGACUCAUUGAAAACAUCUCAGAGCCUGAAGGAAACCAUGAGUUCUGGAGUGGGUUCGUGGAACAGCCAAACAGAUGGGCAGAGCAACAGCUGGAACAGCUGGCUGCAUCUCAGCAGGAAUACAGAUAUGCCUACCUACUUUGAUGGAGUGAAAAUUGAGAUCCGCUUGCUCAGCGGGGAGAGUCUCCACAUCCGAGAGUUUCGUGGCGCCAAGGUGGGAGAUGUAGCCAUUGGAAUCAGCAGCCAGAUACCGGCCUCUGCUUUCAGCUUCUUCACCAAGGAAGGCCAACCCGUCCGCUGCGACAUGGAGGUCCCUGAUUUGGGCAUCGAGCUUCAGUGCACCCUUGCUCCUGACAGCAGCUGUGGCUGGAGCUGGAGGGUCAAACAUGGCCAACUAGAGAAGAAGCCUUAAGGGAUGCUGUCUCUCCCCACGGCACUCCGGUGAUAUCCCCCAUGGAGCCAGAUGUGGUAUCUGCAGAUAGCUGAGUGCUGAAUAUUGUUGGUGGUUGUAGGUUAUAGGUUUGGUUCCUCUCUGCUUCUCUGCCAGCCCUUGUGUGCAGCCAGGUUUAUGGGCUGGGUGGCAGAAAAAAACUGAAUUAUUGUGUCUGCGUUUAUGAAACUGACCCAGAAGACUAGGAAGAACCUGAUCUGCUGGGUUGCGGGCAGGCGGUCAAUUUCUUAACCCAACCACCUUCUACCAAUCCCAAGGAAAAUGGGAAGUUCUGAUUUGCCCAGUGGGGCUUAGUAAAGUUCCCCAAACCCAGCAAUGGGCUUAGAGGUGGGGAACCUCCUUGGAGACCAAGCACAUCAGGUCACCUUGGCCAACUCACUUUCUCAUCACCAUUCGAUGCGGCACGCUUGUUGCCUUGCAAAAACCGUUGCCCUGAGCAGCUUGGAGGAAUGUAGUCAGCAACACAUAUCUGAUUCGCUUGGGAACUUCCUCAGCGAAACUGGUAGCAUGCUGCGGCUUCUUGCGAAAGCUCAGAAAUCUGUGAUGGAAGAUUUGUCGUAUUAAAUUUCAGUUGCACGGCAAUUUUCCUAGCUAUGCAAUGGACAGCCAGCUUUGAUUUUGUGCACCAUCCAGUGCCUAUGGCAGCCCACCAGUGCUUUGAUGAUAAGAGCACCUGCUCUUGCUGCCUGCCUUGUGUGGCCAAAAACCUCAAAGGCCUUAAUAUGCCUGAGCCCUGUUUGGCUUGGUGAAUCGCUACUUGGCCAAAUUUUGGUGAGCUUAAAAUUUCCAGGGGGGGGGGAUUCUUGCAGAAGUCCGGGCAUCAAAUUUCUCCCAUAUACCACAGUGCCCCUUUUGGGGUGCUUGAGGGCUGUUUUCUGUGCUUGGCGUCACAACGCAACCAGCCUUGCAUUCCAUCUCAUGGAGAAAUGCGUGACAGGAUGGGAAAUCACUUGAGUGUGUCUCAGUUUGUUCAUAUAAUCCGGACCUGUAUUGUUUGUAACCCAUCAAACCCAAUACACCUUGGCAGACUUGUACUGUAGCCAAACAGUUGCUUUGUAGGUUUUUGCCGCCCCUGGACAGGCAGCAAGAAAUGGGAAGUUUGAUUUUUAUUUUUUUUUGGCUUGGUGGGUCACCAGUUGGGGGAGCCUGAUACGGAUCCUUUCAUAGAUAUGUUUUCAGCUGCAACCCCCAUUGGUGAUUGGUGAAGACCGACACAGACAUUUCAAGUGGAUCUCCUUACGUUUUAGGUUUUGGUUCCAUUUUCUUUUCUUUUUCUGCCCUAAAUAGAGAGAACUGCAUGUGUCUUAACAGAGCCAGGGCUAUGCAUGCUUACUCAGAAAUAACCCCACUGCAGUCAGUGGGAUUUUACCCCGAACUAAUUGUGUACAUAGGAUUGCAGCCUUAGAAAUCCAAACUCUAUAGCAGAAGAGUUUUAGGCAAAAUGUAAACUUGAAAUAAAGUAAGCAAAUCAGUACAAUAUAUAUGAUUUUUUUAAUAUAAAAAAAACACACCUGGGUGCAUAUUGGCACAGUUGACCUUGUAGAAUUUGGAGUGGCUUUAUUCUGUGCCAAGUGAUGUGGGUAAAUGAAUGAAAGUGACUAGAUGAGGAACUUCCUUAGGAGGGAAGUCCUCUUUCCUUGUUGGGUACAAGGAUGUCCUGCUAUGACAAAGCCUUGCCUGAAGCUUUACUAAGCUAUGAAUCUGAACCCACUUCCUUGCUGAGCUUCCUAUCUGGAAUACUAAUGCCGCCUACAAAACGAAGGCUGGCUAAUAUCAACCCUACAGCCAUGGCGCUGCAGGGAUUGGAGACUAGAAGGCAGCCAUUCUGGGACGGCUUUGGCCAUUCUCAGGUGGCAUAAAAUGGUUUGGUUUUUUCUUUUCUUUCGGAACUAAGGUUAUUCUAUCCCGUUUGGGUUGAUUCUACUGUCAGGCAAGGAAUUUGCCUCUUUCUAAACUCUCUGAAGUAGGGUAGAAAAAACAGAAGAGGUGUGUUUUUAAAAAGGAGGGACAUCAUAGGGCAUCUUCACCCUUUUCCAAAUCACCUGCUCCCCUAGAAGAGCUUCCUUUUCCCAAACCUCCCUUGGUGUGCGCGUGCCAAGAGGAAAUAUUUUACAAUAAGCCACUUUAAAGGCCAACAUCAUCUCAGUCCAGCCUUCGUCAUGGUGUGCGUGGCAGCCAGCACAAAGGCAUAAAUUGCCAUCAAGGCUGCGGUAAAAUCAGCAAACCAAGGUUUACGGCCUUAUUUUUACAGGAAAACGAAUGGAACUGGUACAGGCGCCACCUGGUGUGUAGAAGAGGCACUGCAUGAGCUUAGAAGGGGAAAGGCUGGGCAAAAGGAGUAUGUUUUUGGUUGCUACCGAGUUAAAUGGCAGGGAAUUUACCAUUUAGAAAAGGAAACUGGGGCAGGGAGGCCUACACUCCUAGCUCCUUUAGUAAUCUCUUUGUCCCAUUGCUCUUCUCUGCAGCACGUUAGACCUACAUCCUGCAAGCCUUGUUCAGUUCUUGCAUGCAGCUGCUGAAAGAGGGAGACAGGACAGGUUAUCUACCAGCUUUUUGAGAGGCAAAUGUUCUUGCUCCCCAUUUAGAUUGGAGCUCUUGUGUACUUAGUGGUCUCCACUAGCCCUGUGGCUUUACAGCCAAUGGCCCUUCUAGUCUAUACCAUUUACUGCAGGAAGACCUUCUGGAGCAGAGGUGGUGAACUUGCGGCCCUCUAGAUAUUUUGGGAAAUAUUCCAUCCUCCAUGCUAGCCCCUGGGCUUCUGAGUGCUGUAGUUCAGCAAUACAGUCGGCACCAUGGAAGCCUGGAGUGGGUAAUAUGAAAGCACUGAUUCUUUGCCUUGCUUUCAUUCAUUCAUUUCAUAUGUACUCUUUCCACUUGCUCUGCAAGUUUGCUUUAGGAAACGAUCAUAUUUUUCAGAGGGUUGGCUGGCUGGCUGUGCUGUACUUUGUUUUCAGAAGUUUGAACUGUGAGCUGAAUAGCUGUGUUUUGCUCUGCAAGAGAAGACUCUGCAGUCUUUGUCUGCCCUUGAUUUUGAAGAGACAAACGUAUUUUGUGUGUGUAGGGGGGUGGUUCCUCAAUUUGAAGGGGUGGGGAAAGUCCUGGGAUAUGAUCACAGCCAGACUCCUCUAGACUCUUUGGUUCUUGUAGAUCCAAGGGCUCCAGUGCAGGGAAUGUUAUUUCCACUCGAAUUGUUAACAUCAGUGGGGCAAAAUAGUUUUUAAGAUGGGCACAUGCCCGCUUUUCUUUGGAUUCAAGUUAGUUCUGCCAGUUGCCAGACCUAUGCAAUACUAACAGUGGCCUAAAUCUGUUAGUACCUUCUUUUGCCUUUCUAUGAUGUUCCAGAACACCGUGAUAAUGUAUGUAUUGCUGUCGUGGAAAUGAAGCAAAAUCACGCCUUUUUGGGCAACAACUGA